Messenger RNA from Mugil cephalus (flathead mullet), 3283 nucleotides. RefSeq names its product zinc finger, RAN-binding domain containing 1a (gene zranb1a). The record is from RefSeq and is a predicted model, not a curated record. Lineage: Eukaryota; Metazoa; Chordata; Actinopteri; Mugiliformes; Mugilidae. The coding region runs from base 325 to 2454 and encodes 709 amino acids. Gene Ontology annotation, biological process: cell migration; protein K29-linked deubiquitination; cytoskeleton organization. The transcript is spliced from 10 exons. Gene Ontology annotation, molecular function: K63-linked polyubiquitin modification-dependent protein binding; cysteine-type deubiquitinase activity. Gene Ontology annotation, cellular component: cytoplasm; nucleus.
UAUUUUGGCUUCGCUGCUCAUUCGUCUCGCCGCCAUUAAACACUACGGAGGCAAUGUAAAUCCGUCGAGAGUCGAGGGAUUUGUGCCAUGACUCCAGCGGUUCGGGGGCUUUUAGCGAGGCCUGAUAGGUUCCGUGGGGUGUUAACGUGUUCGUGAAGGUAAACAUGUGAGAGGACGAAGGAGGAGAAACAAUUGGGAUUGGGAAAGGUUUGAUUGAGCAGGAGGAGGAGGAGGAGGAGGAGGGGGACUGGACGGGAAGGGUUUGUUGUGGUUUUCAGCAGCACUUGAGAAACGGAACGUUCGACCGACUAAAUCGGAUCCAUCAUGACGGAACAGAAGGUGAAGUGGGCCUGCGACUACUGCACCUUCGAAAAUUGGCCAUCCGCAAUCAAGUGCACCAUGUGUCGCGCGCAGAGGUCGAGGGGUCCCAUCAUCACGGAGGAACCUUAUAAAACCAGUCCCGAUCUGGACCCCAGUGUGGAGUGGGAUCCUCCCAGAACUGAGAGCGGCACUAGCUUGCUCAUCUGCCCCGACUCCAGCGCUAGGCCGAGAGUCCGGUCGUCUAGCAUAGCCGAGCUUGCCAAUAAGUGGUCCUGCCAGAUGUGCACCUAUCUGAACUGGCCUCGCGCCAUCCGUUGCACACAGUGCCUCUGUCAGCGUCCGAGGACCAGCAGCCCCACAGAGUCCCCCCAGACCUCAGGCUCUAACGCGGGCUGUCGUCCCGGCGUCCACUCCCCCGUGGACCCCUGUGAGGAAUACAAUGACAGGAACAGACUCAACACCCACCACCAGCACUGGACUUGUACAGCUUGCACUUACCAGAACUUGCCCAGAACUACAAAGUGUGUUGUGUGUAGCCUUCCUAAGCCCAACAACCUGGAAGCCAUAGAGCUGGCCGAGCCUGCCGAGCCCUCGGCCAUCAUCAAUGAGCAGGACAGGGCUCGGUGGAGGGGCAGCUGCAGCGGAGGCCAGGGCCGAAGGAGGUCCCCUCAAGAGGAAGACCACGUCAAAAUGGACUUCCAGAGGAUAGAGCUCGCAGCUGGAGCCGUGAGCAAAGAGGAGCAAGAGGUCGACUUUAAGAAGUUGAAGCAGAUUAGAAACCGAAUGAGGAAAACGGACUGUUUGUUUCUUACAGCAUGUGCUGGCGUUGUGGAGGGAGACCUAGCGGCGGUAGAAGCGUACAAGUCGUCCGGCGGGGACAUCGCCCGGCAGCUCACCGCUGACGAGGUGCAGCUCCUCAACCGGGCCUCUGCGUUUGACGUAGGCUUCACCCUGGUCCACCUGGCCAUUCGCUUCCAGAGGCAGGACAUGCUAGCCAUCCUGCUAACGGAGGUGAACCAACAGGCAGCUAAAUGCAUCCCCUCCAUGGUUUGUCCCGAGCUGACGGAGCAGAUCCGGCGGGAGAUCGCAGCUUCACUACAUCAACGCAAAGGAGACUUCGCCUGUUACUUCCUCACGGAUCUGGUCACCUUCACUCUGCCUGCAGAUAUCGAGGACCUGCCGCCCGCUGUCCAGGAGAAGCUGUUCGAUGAGGUGUUGGAUCGAGAUGUGCAGAAAGAAUUGGAAGAGGAAUCUCCGGUUAUCAACUGGUCUCUGGAGCUCGGCACGCGCCUGGACAGUCGUCUGUACGCCCUGUGGAACCGCACGGCCGGGGACUGUCUGCUGGACUCUGUUCUUCAGGCCACAUGGGGCAUCUACGACAAGGACUCUGUCCUCCGGAAGACGCUCCACGACAGCCUGCAUGACUGCUCCCACUGGUUCUACACGCGGUGGAAGGAGUGGGAGUCGUGGUACUCGCAGAGCUUCGGUUUACAUUUCUCCCUCAGAGAGGAGCAGUGGCAGGAGGACUGGGCGUUCAUCCUGUCUUUGGCCAGCCAGCCCGGGGCCAGCCUGGAGCAGACCCACAUUUUUGUUCUCGCACACAUUCUUCGAAGACCGAUUAUAGUCUACGGAGUGAAAUACUACAAAAGUUUCCGUGGGGAAACGUUAGGAUACACUCGUUUUCAAGGUGUGUACCUGCCUCUGUUAUGGGAGCAGAGUUUCUGCUGGAAGAGUCCCAUCGCCCUGGGAUACACGCGGGGUCACUUCUCCGCCCUGGUGGCCAUGGAGAACGACGGCUACGACAAUCGCGGUGCCGGCGCCAACCUCAACACUGACGACGAUGUCACGGUCACUUUCUUGCCGCUGGUGGACAGCGAGAGGAAGCUGCUGCACAUUCACUUCCUGUCUGCGCAAGAGAUGGGCAACGAGGAGCAGCAGGAGAAGCUGCUGAGGGAGUGGCUGGACUGCUGCGUGACAGAAGGAGGCAUGCUGGCCGCCAUGCAGAAGAGCUCCCGCCGCCGCAACCACCCCCUGGUCACCCAGAUGGUGGAGAAGUGGCUGGACCGUUACCGCCAGAUCCGCCCCUGUGCCUCACUCUCCGACGGGGAGGAAGAGGACGACGAGGACGAGUGAGUCAGGGCAACUGAAGAACUCUCGAGAGUGGAUGCUGUAGGCUCAGAAAGAUGGAAAGAAAGAAAGAAAGAAAGAGAGAAAGAGUGACGACCUUACUAUUUUUUUUUUUGUUUCUUCCUUUUCUCCAAAUGUAAAUCUUACACUUGUAAUAAUAAUGCAUGUCCUUCUGUGAGCUCUGUGGUAGAAACACAUACCAGCACCAUCAACCAGAAUCCCGAUCACUGCUCCCACAAAAAGCACAUCAUUUCCAUUCGGUUUGCCUUCCCCCUGUAAUACUCUGAUUUCUCCUUUUUCAUUUUGUCAUCAAGGUUAUUAUCUCCACCAGAGAGAUCCGCUAGAACAUAUAGGAAAAUAUACUGUAUUUAAGGAAAUCCCGAAGCUGCACUAAAUGAGGAAUUUUCAGAAUUGCCUGACAGAAAUUCUGCUUCAAACUGAGAGGAUGCUAAAGUGUGUGUGUGUGUGUGUGCGUGUGUGAACACCCGUUUUUUUCCGUUUGCCGAUCCUUCUGCAUUAAACGUUGGAUUUAUUUAUUUGUUUAGGAGAGUUAGCACGCGGAGGCGACGCCCUUUGUUCGGCCCCGUUUUAUCUUGUGUUCUGUUUGAUCCAUUCAGUCUUGAAGUAUUUUAUUUUGCACAGAUAUUACCUACAUUCUGUGAGGGGGAGGGGGGGGGGGAGAAAAAUGACGUACAAGUUUACUGACAUUUUUAUGUGUGACUUCAUGUUAAGAGUGGGUGGUGGUUGUGAUGCCGGUGGGGAAAAGAGAAAACACAAACACUCUGCCUCUUUCAGUGGAGAGCAUCAAUAUUAAAUUUGACUCACUUGCAUCUAC